UCUUCAGAUUGUUAUCAAGCUGACGUCAUCCUCCAGAUUUAAUGGGCUGUUAAUAAUCUUAUAAAUAGAGUUAACUGAUCUAAUCCCAUAAUCUCAUUGUGGAUUCAACGCUCACCACGCCCACGCAGAGAAGCAUGAGCUCACACAAGAGACCUGUCCGGGCUCGGCCCGAUUCAGACAACAAUUUCUCUGUGGCCCGUGACCUGAACGCACCAGGUGUGGAAGAGGGCCCCGGUCUCCUGGCCAAGCUGAUGGAGCUUCCUGUAGCCCGUCUGUCCCGGCAGCAGCUCAAAAGGCUGGAGGAGCAUCGGUACAGCAGUGCGGGACGGUCCCUCCUGGAGCCCUUCAUGCAGGGAUUCUGGUGCUGGCUGGUGAGCAAAGUGCCUCUCUGGAUGGCGCCGAACCUCAUCACCAUAGUGGGACUCGCUACUAAUAUUAUCAGUACUCUGAUACUGGUAUACUACUGCCCUACUGCCACCGAACAGGCACCAACGUGGGCAUACUUGGCCUGUGCUUUGGGUCUGUUCAUCUAUCAAUCAUUGGAUGCCAUAGAUGGGAAGCAGGCACGAAGGACCAACAGCAGCACACCACUUGGAGAGCUCUUUGACCAUGGCUGUGACUCCCUCUCAACAGUGUUUGUGGUCCUGGGCACAUGUAUAGCAGUGCAGCUGGGUACUCACCCUGACUGGAUGUUUUUCUGUUGUUUCGUGGGCAUCUUCAUGUUUUAUUGUGCCCACUGGCAGACGUAUGUUUCUGGAACGCUGCGCUUUGGCAUAAUUGAUGUGACUGAGGUUCAAAUCUUCAUUAUAAUCAUGUACUUACUGGCUGCCAUUGGAGGAACAGCUUUUUGGCAAUCUGUGAUCCCUGUGAUAAAUAUCCAGAUUAAAAUAAUACCGGCCCUUUGCACUCUUCUGGGUGCCAUUUUCUCCUGCACAAACUAUUUCCGGGUUAUAUUUACAGGCGGAAUGGGCAAAAAUGGAUCUACUAUUGCGGGAACAAGCGUUUUGUCUCCAUCCUUCCAUAUAGGAGUGGUAAUCACACUUGCUCUAAUGAUCUAUAAGAAGUCAUCAGUGCAGCUAUUCGAGAGACAUCCCUGUCUCUACAUCUUAGCAUUUGGAUGUGUCUCAGCCAAACUCACCAACAGACUGGUGGUUGCUCAUAUGACAAAGAGUGAAAUGCAUCGUAACGACCUGGCCUUCACCGGACCAGCGCUGCUGUUUCUGAACCAGUACUUCAACAGUUUCAUCAAUGAGUACUGUCUUCUGUGGGUCGCUCUGGUGCUGUCAGCGUUCGAUCUGGUGCGGUACUGCGUGAGUGUCUGUAACCAGAUUGCCGCACACUUAAACAUCCGUGUGUUCAGCAUCCAGCCUCCGUCUCCAUCCAGAGUUCAGGCAGACAGCAGAAAUCACCACUAACCUCGCGUCCCCUCUCCCACAAACACCUCCAGUAGGUCACGCACUUCAGUGAAUGUAAAACACAGCUCACAGAGACCGAGCCCAAAUGGCUGCAGUUAUGAACUUUGUUCUCAUAAUGAAGAGCGAGGAUAUUUGAAGGACGAAAGGGAAUAUUAAAUAGAAUAUACAUCAAACGGUUAGAACGGCAUUCAGUUGUCAGUAUUUUGUUGUUAGAUGACCAAUUUUGUUUGCCAUAGAAAGAUUUGCCACAGAGGCCACAACUAUGAAUGUUUAAAAAAAAUUAUUUUACAGUUUAAACAUUUGUUUUGUUUUGUUUCUGUUCAUUUUGUUUUGUUUUGCACCAAGUAUUUUGCCCAGCAGUGUAGAAUUCAUUCCAUUAACAGACAACAAUCCAUCUGAAUGUAAUUUCGUAAUUACAGAACGCUAUAGGCGUUAACUGGAAACUUUGCAGCCGUUCACUGCAAAAUUAAAUGUCAAAAUUGAAACUUAAACGCCAGUAUCACUGUUGCCAGUACAAAGCUGUGCUGUUGUCUGAGAGGAGCAGAGAGCAUUCAGAGAGAGAGCAUCAGACCUUAUGACAAGCAAAACAGGCGCAAGAGUUUAUUUCCAUCAGUAUUUCAGAAAUUUCAGCCUCUCAUCUGAUGUCAUUCAGUAAACUGAACAGUAAACAUACAGUAUGUAUCAUUUUUCUUUCUAUGCAUUUGUUACUUUGUGUUUGUAGUGUUUUGAAGGGGAUUAUUAUUAUUUAGGUAUGCCAAUGUCACUAAAUGAUGAAUGAACUGUAUUAUAAACAGUAUUUUGAUAGUGCUGUAUUUUCCUAAUAAUAACUGGGGCCAAGAUAGACGUCUAGAAUGGUUAUAAGUGAGUUACACUGUACAUAUAUGAACCCUUAAUAACAGACAUUAAAACCUAAAAAUCAGUGUUUGUGGUCUAAAUACGUUAGUUAAUGUGAACCUGUGCUAAUUUAUUUGUGUGCCUUUUAUUUGUCACUGUCGGUAUACUCCUCUAUGCACAGUAAAAGUUGGACUCAGCGAUUUUGAUAUUUUUUAACCUCUUGUGUAAAUCAUAUUUUGUUUGUAAGCAUCAUACUCAACAAGGAUGCAAUUUCAUAUUCCUGCAUGUUGCGUUAUUAAAUUAGCAAUCUGAAAUCAGUCAUUAUAUAUAUUUUACCUUCAUGCCAAUUUGUUUUGGAGAAAACUGGAUUUUUUUGACGGAUUUAUAUUGCAAAACAAUAGACAUUAAAGCCCCGUUCACACCAAGAAUGAUAACUAUAAAGAUAAUGAUAUUAGCGUCCAC
Molecule: messenger RNA, 2711 nt
Organism: Sinocyclocheilus anshuiensis
Lineage: Eukaryota; Metazoa; Chordata; Actinopteri; Cypriniformes; Cyprinidae
Product: choline/ethanolaminephosphotransferase 1-like
Exons: 9
Coding region: 135-1415 (426 amino acids)
Biological process (GO): phosphatidylethanolamine biosynthetic process
Cellular component (GO): endoplasmic reticulum membrane; Golgi apparatus
Molecular function (GO): diacylglycerol cholinephosphotransferase activity; ethanolaminephosphotransferase activity
Source: RefSeq, a predicted model, not a curated record